This is a messenger RNA of Saccharomyces cerevisiae S288C, 309 nucleotides long. RefSeq lists its product as uncharacterized. The record is from RefSeq and is marked reviewed. The coding region runs from base 1 to 309 and encodes 102 amino acids. The transcript has a single exon. NCBI's taxonomy places the organism in Eukaryota, Fungi, Ascomycota, Saccharomycetes, Saccharomycetales, Saccharomycetaceae.
AUGAACAAAAUUAUAAAAGAGUCUACCAACUUCUCCAGAUAUCUACGAACUGGCGGUGUACUCAACAGUCUUCGGACCACAUCUAAGUUUGUUUACAUUAAUAACAAUUCAUAUUUAACUCAUGGAGGUUUUGAUGGCAAUGUAGCUACUAUUUUCAAUAUUUCAGAAUUCAAUUACAUCAAUUCUUCGGCCAAGGGGUCACUUCUAACUUAUAAAAGCAUUACCUUCUUUUGUCCAAGAUAUUUCAAGAAACGGCCUUUAGGGAGACAUGCGAAGGGAAAAGGCAAAUCUGACGAAAAGAUUCUAUAA